Molecule: messenger RNA, 2086 nt
Organism: Juglans regia (Persian walnut)
Lineage: Eukaryota; Viridiplantae; Streptophyta; Magnoliopsida; Fagales; Juglandaceae
Product: probable leucine-rich repeat receptor-like serine/threonine-protein kinase At3g14840
Exons: 20
Molecular function (GO): protein binding
Source: RefSeq, a predicted model, not a curated record
CAUACCGCGUACUACAGCACAUGUUUGGAAGCUGCAGAUCAUCAUCACCUCAAGGCGUUGGAGCUUGGGAAAAAUGGCGAUACAAGCUCAGAAAGUAGCAAAGACGAUUGGCUUGAGUCUUAAAAGUACGCUCGUAUUGCUAAUUGUUUUGGUGGGAGUAUUCAAAUUAGUGGAGGCACAAGGUGGAGUAGCAGGGCGUCUUCCUAAAGAUGAAGUUGGUGCCCUGCGUGAAAUAGCUACACAACUGGGGAAGGAUGAUUGGAAUUUCAGAGUGGACCCAUGCCUCAAUGAAUCAAGUUGGUUCACAGCAGAAGCAGAUUACAGUUCCAAGCCAGCACUGUACAACAAUUCUCUAAUCUGCAAUUGUUCCUUCCCUUCAGCAGCUGGUACUGUCUGUCACGUGGUUUCACUAUUUCUUAAAGGGCAGAAUCUUUCUGGUGAGCUUCCAAAAUCUCUGGUAAAGCUGCCUUUCCUACAAAAGCUUGAUCUCACUCGAAACUAUCUUUCUGGUACAAUACCUUCCGAAUGGGCUUCUGCAAACUUGACAGUUCUGUCGAUUAGUGUAAAUAAGUUAUCAGGACCGAUCCCAAGCUCCCUGGGAAGCAUGACCACACUUGUAUAUUUGAGCUUAGAGACCAAUCUGUUUUCUGGAAGCGUUCCCCGUGAGCUUGGAAAUUUGGUUCACUUGGAGAAUCUUAUUCUUAGUGCUAAUAAUCUCACGGGAGAGUUGCCACUCGCUCUCACUAAUCUGAAAAAAUUAACGGAACUUAGGAUUAGCAGUAACAGCUUCACCGGAAAAAUACCUGACUUUUUCCAUAGUUGGAAAAACCUUCAGAAAUUGGAGAUCCAAGCAAGUGGUCUCUAUGGGCCCAUUCCUUCUAGUAUUUCUGUCCUUAGUAAUUUAACUGAGCUAAGAAUUAGUGACCUACAUGGUGAGGGUUCUAAAUUUCCGCUAUUGAGUAACAUGAGGGGAAUGAAAAGAUUAAUGUUGAGGAGCUGCAAUCUCUCUGGAACAAUCCCUGCAAAUAUAUCACAAAUGCCAGAACUCCAAAUUUUAGAUCUCAGCUUCAAUAGAUUAGAAGGAAAUGUUCCAGAUUUUAAAGACCUAGCAAAGAUGGAAUACAUGUUUCUGACAAGCAACUUGCUCACAGGGGCUAUUCCGAAGUGGGUCCUAGACAGAGAUCCUCGCGACCAACUAGAUCUUUCUUACAAUAAAUUUUCAGAGAGCUCUGUGGGGCCUACUUGUCGAGAAACCCUAAAUGUGUUUGAAAGCUCUCUUGGACGGGACAACUCAAAUACUGCGGCAUGCCAAAAGAACAUUCGUUGCACAAAAGACCGUUAUUCAGUGCAUAUAAAUUGUGGCGGAAAAGCUAUCACCAGUGGAAACAUAAAGUAUGAAGAGGAUCUGGAUCCAGCAGGUCCGGCAAAAUUUGUUCUCGGGAGUGAGAACUGGGGAAUAAGUUCAAGUGGACAAUUUUGGGAUAUCAACAGAACCUCAAAUGUAUACAUAGCGAACAAUGUAUCAACACUCAGAAUGAACAGUUCUGAAUUAUACACGAGUGCACGCCUCUCUCCCCUUUCUCUCACCUAUUAUGUGCGUUGCUUGGCAAAUGGGAAUUAUCGCGUGACACUAUCCUUUGCAGAGAUAGUUUUCAGGGAGAAUAGAUCCUUUUACAGUCUUGGAAGACGGAUAUUUGAUGUUUAUAUCCAGGAAAAACCGGUGUUAAUGGAUUUUGAUAUUGAAAAUGCCGCACAAGGGGUUGAUAAAAGUGUGUCUAGGACAUAUAAAGCAGUUGUGAGCAAUAAAAUUUUACAGAUCCGCUUCCACUGGGCUGGGAAAGGGACGACAGCUGCUCCAAAGAGAGGAACGUAUGGUCCUCUCAUAUCAGCCAUCUCUGUGGAAUCUGAUUUCAGUCCCCCUAUGAAGGUUGAGAUAUUUAUAGUGAUUGGAGCUGUAGUAUCAGUGCUAUUCCUCAUUCUUAUGAUUCUAGGCAUUCUUUGGUGGAAAGGAUGCAUAGGAGGCAGGAUAUCAAGGGACAAAGAACUGAGAGGAUUAGAUUUGCAAACUGGUUUUUUCACUUAUAGG